AAUUAAAUACACUAAAAUUGUGAUUAAAUAUACUGAAGUGCUGUUGACACUAAAUUAAUGAAGCGGCUCACACCAGCGGAUUGACGGGAUUCAAACCAAAACCUUUUCUUAUUUCAUUUUCACACUUGGAAUGUCUGAAUGCUGCCAGCACAGCGCUGCAUCAGUCAGUUUGUUUGCUUGUUUUAUUUUUGUUUUGAAGGAAGUGGCGACAAAUUGCUCUUGGUGCCUGACCAGUUCCACGUCUUCAUGUCACAGUUUGUUUGUUUGUUGUUUUUCCCCGUCAGGAUGCAGAGCACCACAAACUACCUGUGGCUCAUAUCGGACCUGCUGGGUCAGGGAGCAACAGCCAAUGUCUACAGAGGAAGACACAAGAAAACGGGCGACCUGUAUGCCGUCAAAGUGUUUAACAACCUGAGUUUUCUGCGUCCGCUGGACGUCCAGAUGAGAGAGUUCGAAGUGUUGAAGAAACUCAACCACAAGAACAUCGUCAAGCUCUUCGCCGUGGAGGAAGAGUCGAACACGCGGCACAAAGUCCUGGUGAUGGAAUAUUGUCCCUGUGGGAGUCUCUACACAGUUUUAGAGGAAUCCUCCAAUGCAUACGGACUUCCUGAGGAUGAGUUCCUCAUAGUUCUUCAUGAUGUGGUGGCAGGAAUGAACCACCUGAGGGAGUAUGGCAUCGUGCAUCGCGACAUCAAACCCGGAAACAUCAUGCGAGUGAUCGGAGACGAUGGACGCUCCGUGUACAAGCUGACAGACUUCGGUGCGGCUCGCGAGCUGGACGACGACGAACAGUUUGUGUCGCUGUACGGAACCGAAGAAUAUCUGCAUCCUGACAUGUACGAGCGUGCCGUGCUGAGGAAGGACCACCAGAAGAAGUACGGCGCCACGGUGGACCUGUGGAGCAUCGGCGUCACCUUCUACCACGCAGCCACCGGCAGCCUCCCCUUCAGGCCAUUUGAAGGCCCACGCAGGAACAAGGAAGUCAUGUACAAAAUCAUCACUGAGAAGCCGUCUGGGACCAUCUCCGGCCACCAGAAAUGUGAGAACGGGAAGAUCGAGUGGAGCUCGGAGAUGCCGGUGUCCUGCAGCCUUUCCAAGGGUCUGCAGAGCCUCCUGACCCCGGUGCUGGCCAACAUCCUGGAAGCUGACCAGGAGAAGUGCUGGGGCUUUGACCAGUUCUUCGCUGAAACCAGUGACAUCCUGCACCGCGCCGUGGUCUACGUCUUCAGUCUGCAGCAGGCCACGCUGCACCACGUUUACAUCCACGAGUACAACACGGCGGCGCUGUUUCAGGACCUGCUGUGCCGCAGGACCAGCAUCCCACUGCACAACCAGGAGCUCCUCUACGAGGGCCGCCGGCUGAUCCUCGACCCGAACCGCCAGGCAAAGACUUUCCCCAAGACCUCCAGAGAAAACCCCAUCAUGCUCAUGAGCCGCGAGUCCGUGGCCACGGUGGGACUCAUCUUUGAAGACCUGGGACCUCCAAAAGUUCAACCUCGUUACGAUCUUGACCUGGACGCCAGCUACGCCAAGACAUUUGCAGGAGACAUUGGAUAUUUAUGGAAAACAUCGGAGUCACUGCUGGUUUAUCAGGAAUUAGUGCGAAAAGGAGUUCGAGGUUUAAUUGAGCUGAUGAAAGAAGACUACAGCGAGAUUGUGCACAAGAAGUCUGAAGUUUUUCAUCUGUGCAGCUUCUGCACUCAGAUCCUGGAGAGGACGGAACAGCUAUUUGAGGUGUUGAUGCAGGCGAACAUGCUGUCAACGGAGUACGAUGAGAUUUCAGACAUGCACAAGAAAGUGCUGAGAAUUUCUGGAUCCUUGGAGCCCAUAGAGCGAACAACACAAGACAUCAAGAGUAAAUUUCUCCAAGGAGGUCUGCUGACUGACAGCUGGACUCUGCAAGUGGGCACGCAUCCUGAGGACAGAAAUGUGGAGAAGAUCAAAGUGCUGCUGGACGCCAUCACGGCCAUCUACCAACAGUUCAAGAAGGACAAAGCGGAACGACGUUUGCCUUAUAACGAGGAACAGAUUCACAAGUUUGACAAACAAAAGCUGGUCCUUCACGCCAGUAAAGCGCGCUCUUUGUUCACCGAGGAAUGCGCCAUGAAGUAUCGUCUGUUCAUCUCCAAGAGCGAGGAGUGGAUGAGGAAGGUGCAUCACGUCCGGAAGCAGCUGCUCAACCUGUCGGGUCAGCUGAUCAGCACCGAGAAGGAGGUGAGCGUGCUGAUGGAGCGAGCCAUUAAGCUGCAGGAACAUCUGCCGCAGAAAGUCGUGCCGCUGGUGUCGAGCGGGAUGAAGCCUCAGGCCUACCUGAGCCAGAACACACUGGUGGAGAUGACGCUGGGGAUGAAGAAGCUGAAGGAGGAGAUGGAGGGCGUGGUCAGGGAGCUGGCGGAAAACAACCACUUUCUGGAGAGAUUUGGCACUUUGACGCUGGACGGCGGCUUAAGAAACGUCGACAGGAUCUGAGACUUGAAGCACCUUUUUAUCCAAAAAAAAAAAAAGUCUGCUUGAAUUUUGUACAUAAUAUGUCUGUAUCUUGUAAAUACUGUCAAACUUUUUUUUACAUCAAUCAUUACGUAAUUCUGUCAUUCUGAUAAUUUACUGAAGAUACUGUCACUCUCCAGCAGAGGUCGCCAUCUUGUUCUUCGACUCCGAUGCUUUCACUAAUUUUGAAACGAUGGCUGGUGGAGGUGAAGGACUGUUAGUCACAGUCUGUGUUUGUUGUUAUUUUAGACCUAACAAUAACUGUUAUCGAUCCGUUUGUAUUUUCCCCGGACAGUAAGUCGCAGAUCAGCUGAGUUGUGUUGCGGUUUAAAUCAGGAAAUACCUCAUCAGGAUGGAUCCCAUCAAAGCUCCUCUCUUACUGUUUCAGUAAAACGCUCGAUGACUGUUUGAAAUCUGUAAAUAAAUCUCUUAAUGA
Thalassophryne amazonica is the source of this 2923-nucleotide messenger RNA. RefSeq names its product TANK-binding kinase 1 (gene tbk1). Gene Ontology annotation, cellular component: cytoplasm. NCBI's taxonomy places the organism in Eukaryota, Metazoa, Chordata, Actinopteri, Batrachoidiformes, Batrachoididae. The record is from RefSeq and is a predicted model, not a curated record. Gene Ontology annotation, biological process: peptidyl-serine phosphorylation. Gene Ontology annotation, molecular function: ATP binding; protein serine/threonine kinase activity. The transcript has 21 exons. The coding region runs from base 139 to 2469 and encodes 776 amino acids.